AUGGUUAUCGACGUCGAACAUGUGGAAAAUUCCUUCAGUUGGGAAACAUUUAAAGAUGGGAUACCAUACUUGGGAACUUACAAAAAUGAGAUGCCAGGUAUUUAAUAGCGGUAUUAAUAAAUUAUAGAACGUUGCCCGGGCGAAUUUUCAUCACCGACAAAGCGAAUGCCUAAAGUGGUCAGAUAUGGUUUAAUAAUGCAAAUGGCAUUAUACUGUAGACUAAAUUUUGACUGGAUCUAAACAAGUCUAGACAAAAAUUUCAUCACAGCUUGAAAGAGCAUCACAAAAUUAGUAAUAUUCCAAAGUUUCGUUGCGAAAUGUUGUAAAAUGCGGAUAAUAUAGACUUGCGAAGUUUGCCGUUUUUCAGUCAUUUUGCAUUACGGGGGGGAAAUUGACAGCCCAAUACCCUUUGGGGCUUUCAAUUUCCCGUUUGUAAUACAAAAUGACUGAAAAACGGCAAACUUCGCAAGGCUAUAUUAUCCGCAUUUUACAACAUUUCGCAACGAAACUUUGGAAUAUUACUAAUUUUGUGAUGCUCUUUCAAGCUGUGAUGAAAUUUUUGUUUAGAUCAAAAUUUAGUCUAUAAUGCAAAUGGUUCAUUGACAAAUACCUAUGUGACAUAAUAGAGAGUUUUAGAUUCACGUUUACGGCAAACGUCAAACCGCUAACGAAGUUUUUGAUUUUACAAGUCUAUUAUAACAGCUUUUACACCAGUUUUGAAAUAUAAACCAUUAUUAAACUUGUGCUCUUUGGCAAUGAUUUAAAAGAAAGCAAAUUAACCACUAGUCACGUAUUCGCAAAAGCAGUAAAUUAUGAUUUGGCGUUUGAAGUUUACGUUUGGCGUAUAAAUUUCAUGCUUUAACGACUAUACAAGCCCUCACAGCAGUUCAAGCAUGAAAUUUAUACGCCAAACGUAAACUUCAAACGCCAAAUCAUAAUUUACUGCUUUCGCGAAUACGUGACUAGUGGUUAAUUUGCUUUCUUAUAAAUCAUUGCUAAAGAGCACAAGUUUAAUAAUUGUUUAUAUUUCAAAACUGGUGUAAAAGCUGUUAUAAUAGACUUGUAAAAUCAAAAACUUCGUUAGCGGUUUGACGUUUGCCGUAAACGUGAAUCUAAAACUCUCUUAUAAUGCUAUAUUUCUUUGCAUUUCUGCACCUCCGCAUGUUAAUUAUGAAAUUAAACAGGACGAUAUCGAUAUGUCUUGCUUGAUUUAAGCUAACGACUUUGGAGGUUCAUAUCUUCGAUUCAGUGUAUCCAACAAGGCAAAAAUACCACCAUCCCUCGUAUGUUAUGAAAUUACAAUUUCCUCGAUAAAAAAAUUAAGUCUUGUUGGGAUCGCUAUCCAAAACACUAUUUAUUAGGUGGUGUUUAUGCCUUAGUCAAAUCCAAGCGUGCCCAUCCCUCCCCCCGGGCCAGCCCCCAGGCUUUUGAGAAUUUUCUAAAAUAUGCGACAAAUUCCCGGGGGCGCGGAUAAAAAACAUGUGAAAAUGCCCCGCAGCGCACAGGGGCAAAAAAAUCAGUAGCAAAUCCCCCACCCCGGGGACAGCUGGACUGUUUGGCUAAGAAGAGUAGGUUAUCUGACUACCUGAAAAAAAAGAGAAUACUUUCUUCGAUAUUUCGAGCGAAUGCCCUCUGUUAAUAUAUCAAGUAUUGUGUGUCAUACUCUAGCGCAUUUUGCUGUUGUCAUGCUGUAGUGCAUUUAUUUUUAAAGUUUGCGGCGUGGUUCAAAUUUAUGCGUUUUUAAACUACAACUUGACUGGUUUAUAUUUUAUUAAAUGUUCUGAAACUGGUAUUGUUUUGUUUUAUACUGUAUUAUUAUCAAGUUAUCAAUGAUCAUAAAACCUCCAAUUCCUUAAUUUCAAAUGGCCCGCCCCAGGGCCGAUGUUUGAGUUCAAAUGCACAACCCCCGGGACGUGCUUUACAGGAAAAUGUCCCGCGGUGGCCCGGGCGGUGAUGGGCACACUUGGAUUUGACUGAUGCAUUAUAUGGAGGUGAGACAGUCCGGUAACCCAAGCUAACUCGCUUUGCCAAGCUCAUUUUAUUUGAUCUUUGAAGAAUAUUUAUUAAGUAAUUAAAUAAUAAUAGUUUGCCCUAAGAGCAACAAUUACUCAUCUUGGGGGCUCACUAUUAACACAACUUGUUACCAAUAAUAAUCAGCAUAUUAUGUAAGUUCAGCUAGUUCAUUAAAUUAUAUUUAGGCAAGCAAUACUAAGGUUCAACAUGGGUAAAUCGACCAGUUUCCUUAAUAAAACUUUGAACAUAACAGAAAAUAUAAGCAUUUUCCUCUACUGAGAUUUGCGAAGAUCCAGAUAGGAAAACACUUAUUAGCUGCGUUUCGGAUCUGUGUUUCAGUGCUAGCUCACUUGAAAAGUUUUCGUUUCUUUCCUUGUGCCCCACAAAGAUUUCACCAUGUUCCUGUUCCCCAAGCUUGCAUGUCCCCUUCGUUCCCCAUGUUUUUUUUCUUCAGAUUUGUUCCUGUCAGGGUGGCCACAGGCCUUGAAAGUCUUGGAAAAGUCCUUGAAAGGGUGGAAACCUUGCUCUGUGCUCCCAUUGCAAAAUGUCUUGUUCCCUUGUCCCCCCCCCAAAAAAAAAACAAAAAAACCAACAAAACAAAACAACAGAGACCUUCUCUUUUAACCAAGUGGAAAUUGUAGAAAAUCUACCAAAAAUCACUGGAGUGUUAAAGAAGGUCCAUUGGGAUAUAACUUUUUUGGCUGCAUGGAAUCUUCAUUGUUUAAGUAGAGCUGUCAAUUAUUUAUAUUAAUUAUAACAUUGGUUAGAAUAGAGAGUUUAAGCUUUGCAUUAUACGUCAAACACCAGGCAAAGAAAAAUUUUACGGUAUCAGGCAAUAAAGAGUAAAUGAACUUGCUGUUUUAAAACUGAAAUAGAUAAUUAAUCUUUCGACGCAAGAAAGAAAAUAUGAAACGGAAACGUUCCACGAAAGUUUCGCCAAGAAAGUUCGAACCUGCCGUUUGCCGUUCCCGGAAACGUGAAGCUUAAACUCCCUAAUAUGUCAUUUGAGUACGCGAUUAUCAAUUCAUAAUAUUUGAUUAUCAAGUCUUGCUGCUCAUCAUCAUGUACAGUACCAAUAGUAGACAAUAUAUAUUAUGCUCUGUGUGCUAAAAUUUAGAGGCAGCCAGAUAUCUCUCAACAGUUAAUUCUUCUAUGAAUUCUGUUUUGGGUUACUUAACAGUUCUUUACCUAGCAAAAUUUCCUCGCCUGCCAGGAUCCCAAAACUGUGAGUUGCCCGACUGUAACCUAUUAUGCUUUAUAACAUACAGUAGCUGUAGGUGGGAUUUCGAUUGUCUAGGUUACCGAGUGACUUGGCUAGCUCACCUACAAAACAGGCUUUAAAUAUGAAGAUAAUUUCCAUAGGUCGAGUUAAGAUGCACACACAGAAAUUAGAAUUGGAAAAUUGGGUGAAGAUUGAUCACACAUAUGCUUCUCAACAACGCGAGAAAGAGAGAUUGUUGGAAACCAAGAAGGACUUGGUGUUUGUCACAAACGAUGAUCCAUCCACUGUCCUUGCAAAACAGGAAUUACUGGAGCUCCUAUGCGAUUAUCUACCAAGUAAUGCUUGACAUGUUCUUUUGAUUCAUUGUUUGUUUAAUAUUUAGUUAAUGUCUAUACAGUACAUCUGGUAAAUAUUGUAAAAUAUUUUAUAAAUAACCUUACCUUACAAUUACCAAACUACUGUAUACCAUAAACUAUACAACACUCUACCAUCUUAUACCCAUGAUAUAUCUCUCCCCUAAUGCAGUGGACUCAGUAGUGCCGAGUUGUGACGGUCGUGUGCGCCGCCCUGGUAAAUGUUCCACGAUCAACCUGAAUCACUGUAUUUUAUACAUCUUACCUGAGCUGAUUUUUCUUUAUGCUAUUGUUAAACUAGAGAGAUAUCCAGACAAGUUCGAAGCACGUGAAAAAGGCGUAUACAACAAAAUGCUUGAUGAAUUUGUUUCAUCAAAUCCUGACGAGUCUGAUGAUCCACUCUUAAAAGCGUCGCGUCUUACCCAGGAGGAUUGGUGCAUAAUGGAAUGGAAGGAAGAACAUCAAGCAUACUGUCUAACUGCAG
Molecule: messenger RNA, 4072 nt
Organism: Paramuricea clavata
Lineage: Eukaryota; Metazoa; Cnidaria; Anthozoa; Malacalcyonacea; Plexauridae
Source: the annotation of a GenBank genome assembly